This is a messenger RNA of Caenorhabditis elegans, 888 nucleotides long. RefSeq names its product Serpentine Receptor, class BC (Class B-like) (gene srbc-22). The transcript is spliced from 6 exons. Bases 1 to 888 code for a protein of 295 amino acids. The record is from RefSeq and is marked reviewed. Lineage: Eukaryota; Metazoa; Nematoda; Chromadorea; Rhabditida; Rhabditidae.
AUGUUCAGCUACCAUGCAAUAGUAAUAAAUUUUAUUGGAGUAUUUUUUGCUAUUUUCUCCUGUUUUAUAAACAUUUUUAAUUUGAAGAAACUGGAAAAAAAAAAAGAAGACAUGGUUUUGUUCUACUUCCGAUUUAUUCUAGAUGCAUUUUUUGGAGCAACUAUUCUCUUUUUCUUCGCCAUAACAAUAUCAUCCAAUUUCAGCGGCGAGAAAAUAUUCAACAGCAUAAUAUUUCUCUCUGGGUUUUUUAGCUCACUUGUGGGAAGAGCUCGAGUCGCAGUGACAUUGAUGAUUUCAGUUGAGAGAGUUAUGGCAGUUUUCACACCUGUUUUCUACCGACACUACCGUCCACUUAUUUCGAACUCGGCCAUUCUAAGUUUGAUAAUUGGCUACGGGCUAUUUGACUACUUAAUUAUGUACUUUUUUUGCGAUUUUGAGUUUGUAAUUCCCACAAGCUGUGUAACACUUACUUGUUCUAUGAACUUGUGCUCAAGUCAGUACUGGGCAACUUCAAAAUCAGUUAUUAUUUGGCUUACAUUCUUCUUCGCAAUUAUUUUAUCAAUGAAGCUUCUCUGGAAAGUCAUCAAAGAAAAGAACAAAGAUUUAAAUAAAGCUAACCGUCUAGCACUGAUAGAUACUGCAAUCAUAUUUUUAUUUGAUAUUUUAUCAAAUAUAGUUAUACAUUACGUUAGUCGAGAGGAUGUAUUCAAUCUUCAAAACGGAGGGCCGAUUCUAGCAGUUUUGAGACAACUGGGAUGUGUCGUAGAUGCUUUGUUGGUUUUUCGAACAAUAACUCGUAAAGUUAAAGUUGUGAACGCUGCGAAAACAAGCAAAAAUAAUAUGAUAGUCGGACAUGAGAAAGGACACAACAAGCAGCCGACAUCUUAG